UUCGUGGCAGCAGUGAGGCGUUCAGGGCCGUGGUCGUACAUCGGAUAAAACAGCAGAAAGCGUGGACGCUGGUGAAAGCGUCAGAAUGAACGGGACCUCGUAUUCCAACUUCGACAACCAGGAACACGUCCUGAAACUGGGGGAGACGUUCGAGAAGCACCCGAAGAGCGGCUUUCACACGGUGCGCUAUGAUUUCAAACCAGCCUCCAUUGACACAGCAUGUGAAGGGGAACUUGAAGUGGGCAAAGGAGAGCAAGUCACUAUUACUUUACCCAAUUUAGAGGGUUCAAGUGCUCCAGUAACAGUCUUCAAGGGCUCCAAGAGGCCGUACAUGAAGGAGUGCAUCCUGAUCGUGAACCAUGACACAGGAGAAUACAGACUGGAGAAACUCAACAGCAACUUAGCUGUGAAGAAAACCAGGGCUGAGGGCAGUAGCAAGAUCCAUUCUCGCCUGGAGCAACAGACCAGCCGUCUGGGCCAGCAGAUGAAGGGCAACAACAACAAGGACAACAGCAGUAACAAAACCUCAGCCAGCUCCAAGAGUUCUCCUCCUAAAGAGAAGACGUCCCCAGCGUCCCCCAUGGACGACAUUGAGAGAGAACUGAUGGCAGAGGCACAGGUCAUGGACCAGCUGAGCAGCGGCGACAGCUCCUCAGACUCCAACUCAUCUUCCAGCGACGGCAGCUCCAGCAGCAGUGACUCCGAAGACGAACGGACUUCCUCAGCGCCCCCAGCGCCGGCCAACCACAGCAUGCCGAUCAUCAACACCAGCAGUCGCCCCCAGGAGAGUGGAGGACUCAUGAGCACACUCAAGAAUGACCUCCAGCUGAGUGAGUCAGGUAGUGAGAGUGAUUGAACGCCGUGAACACGUCUGCCGACCUGUGGACAUCAAGAGGAUUUUCAGUGACUAGUAAAGGAACCAGGCUGGGACCUGUUUCUGUCAUUGAUUCUUUGAGCGUCUGUGAGCCCGCCUUAGCUACUCAUCCACAACUCUGUUGGCAAACACUGUGUAAUUUGUUGCUUCUCUGCCAACAAACUUCAAGUUUUACGUCUUAUUUCUUGCUUCGUUAUCUGUUAGUUUUGUAUGCAGCUGUAUGUCAGAGAUGCCUUAGUUCAGAGUGAUUUGAUGUGGUUUGUGCAAGAGAAGCAGUAGUAGACUAUGCAUAUUGUUUAAUCUCAUUGGAUGAAGGUGUGUGUUUAAAGCAUAUCAGAGACAGAAAAUAUUCAUGUUGUGUAGAUGGUGUUUCUGACCAUUAAUCAGUUGCCUUAAACCACCACUAGAGCUUCUGUAUCUCCGCUUAUUCAUAUUUGGAACUGUUUUUGUGCCUGGGACAGAUAUUAAGCUUGAGCUUAAUUUGAAGAAUCUCCGGUGUAUUAGUUUUGGAUUUUCUUUUUGGAUGAGCCACACUGAUAUGACACAGACGUAUCUUUAGCUGUUGCCUUAUAGAGUUAUUAUAGUUAGCUUUUGAGCCUUUUGCUUUGAAUUACCGAAACCCAGCUGCAAAACAACAAUCUUUUCAUCUAAUACGUCCACUAGAAAGACACUGAGAACUCAUUCUUUCACCAAGGUUAAUGCCCUAUCUUGCAUGUAAGAUAAUGGAAGGGCCACCAAAAUGUAAUGGGAUCUUCCUUUGGUCAUACCCAACCCCUCCACAAAAUUUCAAGGAAAUCAGGUCUGAGUAUUUGAAUAAUUCUGCUGACAGUCAAUCAAAUGGCAAACAAAUGUUAUGUUUUCACCAAUGUUGGAUCCUUUGUUUAUUUUUCAACAGGAUUAGACAAAAACUGCUGAAUUGAUUUCCACACAUCUUGUUGGAAGGAUGGUAAAUGGCCAAGAAAGAACCCAUUACCCAUUGGCACGAGUCUGUAUACUUGCUAUAACUUUUUGAGAUAGAUUUCCCAGGGAACCAGUCAUGGAUCUUGAUGAAAAAGAAAGGGCGAGCUCGUGGAUCAAAUGUGCUUGCAUACAGGAGAAGGGCCCUUGGUGGAGAUAUGCACUCUAAAACAUAACGUUGAUUUAUUGUCCCCUUAUUGCAUAGAAAUAUUCACUCUCAGUCCCCGCUCAACUCUGUUUUGGUCAACCCCAAAAACAUUUAUCUGAUCGAUCAGCUGCUCUUUGAAUCCUGGAGACAAGCUUGAUAAGAGCGGAGAUUGUUGCUCAGAAAACCAAAACAAUGUGGUGAACGUUGGUUGAAUGCUCUGCUGAGCUUAAGCUGAAAGGCUGAUAAUUAUGUGUAGCUUCAUAAACCCAGGAGAACUUCCUUGCAUUCUAUUUGUCAAUUAAUUCAAUAUUUAUAUACAAGUUUGGAUCACUGCAGCUUUAAGGAUUAAGACGUCUUGAAAUGUAGUGCACUAGUGCUCAGUUGACUCAGCCAGGGUCCUGCUUUGUAGCUUUAAACCUGCAAUACUUGAAUCUAACUAUUUAUAUUUCAAAUUAUACUCGACCAAUGGUGAAUUGCUUAACAUAUUUUAUAUAUAUAUUAAUAGCCAAGCAAUUGGAAUUGCAAGUUGGUGUGAACUAUACUGACAAACAACCGAAAUGCUUUGUUACAGCACCGCGAUUUGAGUCUUAAGAGAACUUCAUGUGCCUUUUUGUUUUGCCUUUUUCCAAUUUCAACUUGUAACGCCUUGUUUUGCCCCAUGAGCCGUCUCAGCAAACAGGAUGCUGCUGUUUAUGUUGCAGCAUAUCGCUGGCUCAGAUUGAAUUGACAACGUCUUUUGAGUCUGUGGAGUCAAUAAUACAGCGGGCUUAGCCUUAAGGAGAGGAGGGGGUCACCUCUGAGCAUCAUUUGUAAACAAUGAGUAAUUUCUUUGUAGAAGAAUAAAGAUUUUAAUUGUU
Messenger RNA from Platichthys flesus (European flounder), 2836 nucleotides. It is a transcript of the gene eaf2, whose product is annotated as ELL associated factor 2. Gene Ontology annotation, biological process: regulation of transcription elongation by RNA polymerase II; positive regulation of DNA-templated transcription. The coding region runs from base 86 to 856 and encodes 256 amino acids. The record is from RefSeq and is a predicted model, not a curated record. The transcript is spliced from 6 exons. Lineage: Eukaryota; Metazoa; Chordata; Actinopteri; Pleuronectiformes; Pleuronectidae. Gene Ontology annotation, cellular component: super elongation complex. Gene Ontology annotation, molecular function: transcription elongation factor activity.